Molecule: messenger RNA, 480 nt
Organism: Cinara cedri
Lineage: Eukaryota; Metazoa; Arthropoda; Insecta; Hemiptera; Aphididae
Source: the annotation of a GenBank genome assembly
AUGUCUGAUAGUUUGUCAUACUGGAAGAAUGUAUUACACAGAAUAGUAGAAACAUUAAAGUUUCUAACUUCCAGAGGUUUGGCAAUAAGAGGCUCAAAAGAAACACUUGGAUCUGUGAAUAAUGGUAAUUAUCUCGGAUGCUUAGAACUAAUAGCUAAAUUUGAUACGUUUAUAAGUCAGCAUUUAAUAAAAUAUGAAAACAAAGGUCAUGGUAAUGUCUCUUAUAUAUCAUCAAAAAUUUGUACAGAAUUUAUUUUGAUUAUGGAAGAAACUGUUAUUAAAGAAAUAGUUAAACAAAUUCAAUCAAGGAAAUAUUUCUCCAUUAUUGUUGACUCAACUCCAGACAUAACCAAAAUUGAUCAACUAACCAUAGCAAUAAGGUAUGUUUUGUUUAUGUUUGACAGAUUUCCCGAUGAAAGAUUUAUGGUUUUCUUCAAUCAGUUGGCCAUAUGGAAAGAAUAUGGAAAAAGCAAUAAUUAA